AUGGCAGCGCUACUGGGUCCCUUCACGCCCAGAUCUCUCAACUCUCAUUUCGCACCCCGGAAUAUCGGAUCGUAUGGAAUGGCACCGCCAAUAACAUACGCAACCUUGCGUGCUCGAGAUGGUGGCCACGGUGAUGGACCUGAUCCUCUGCUAGUGGAGGGAUGGACACUGUACGCUCUGGGCGUAUGCGUAAUCCUGGCGCGCCUGAUAACGCGGUACAAGAUGGUGGGCAUCGAAGGCAGCAAACCUGAUGAUUGGUUGAUGAUUCUGGUCAUGGUUGAUGAUUCUCUAGUAAUGGUGAGUGUGACGAGGCUGACUUAUUAGAUCAUCUACGGAAUCGAGUCCACCAUGUCGCAUCUGGUCAGCCUUUACGGUGGAAACUCGAACCUUUCUCCCGCCCAACGGGAGGAGAUGAGCGAGGAGGAGGUGCAGAGGAGGGUGUUUGGCUCGAAGCUCUUUAUGGUUGGGUGGUUCACCUAUAGUGGUGCGAUGUGGAUGUUGAAGCUGUGCAUGGUUUUCUUUUUUGCUAGAAUCACGUACGUGCUCUGGGUCUCGAUGCGCGUGGUUUUUUUUUUGGGUUGAAUUGAUAAGGCUGCAGGGUAGGAUUAAGAAGACAGGUUUGGAUCACGGGAGCCUACGUUAUCGUGGGUGUGUCUUACUUCAUCAUAUGUCUUGUGCUGUUCCUGACCUGUCGGUGCGCUGUCCUCGCCUUGCCCUUCGUCGUGCCUUUGGGUGGUGCUAGCUAAUACUGGUGGGUGGGUGCCAGGCCCUGGAACAAGCUGUGGCAAAUACGCCCAGACCCAGGACGUGCGUCUGCUACUCAUUCUUACCAUCUACGCACUUUCGCACAGUUGUUUGACUGAAUAGUAGCGAACUGUAGCAUAGAGUCUCCAGUAUAUUAUCUGACGGUUCUAUCGUUCAACGUCCUCACAGAUGCCUUUCUCAUAUCCCUCCCAUUGCCACUGCUGAUCCGAUCCUCUCUUCCCUGGCGCCGAAAAGCAAUCCUCGUUCUCCUAUUUAGCGCAGGCAUUUUCAUUAUAACCGCUGCAAUUCUCCGCUGCGUUUUCUCCCUCACAGACCCCCAAAACUCAAGGACCGUCUCAGCGUGGGCCUGUCGAGAAACUUUCGUCGCAGUAGUGGUCGGCAACGCGCCAAUGCUCAAGCAACUGCUCACCAAGAGGGCCUGGUCAAAGGCUCGGGCGGUAACCGCCCUAUACGGGGGCGCUGGAUCGGGAAGCGGCGGAUCACCUCGAUCGGGGCGGCCGGGAGGAUCGAACAGCGGAGACGCAACCCUGGUCAACGGGAGCUCCGAGGAGGAGGAGAAGCCCGAGUGGAAGAUCCACCAGCAUACUGAGAUGAGUGUGAAAAUGGAAGAUAGGGCGACAUUGGAGGACGAUCGCGCUCCGGACGCUAAUAGACUGGGGGCGUCGGGCGGGUGCUUUUAUGCGGCGACUUGCGAGUCUGCAGCCACCAACGGUAGCGCAAGCAGUAGCCAUACUGCCUCUGGGGAGAGGGGGAGGUGUGAACCGUAGAAUUGGCGUCGUGAAGACAGGGCAGGAGCGGGUCAAAUUGAUGGGGCAGGCUGGUUUUUUAGUCUGGAUGAUUGUUUUCUCUUUUUUUUUUGUUUCUUGUUUUUUUUUUUUUUCGGUCCUCCUAGCGAUUUUGCCUCGUCUUACUGGUUUUAUUUUUGCGUCUUUUUUUAAUUUUAUCUCUGUUUUGUCCUGUUUUGGUUUGCGGUCCAUUAAGGGGAGAAACUCCCGGGCCAAUACAAUGCCUUAAUUGACGCCGUCCCGAUAACCGGUAAUUAAUUAUCGUG
This is a messenger RNA of Tuber aestivum (summer truffle), 1816 nucleotides long. The record is from the annotation of a GenBank genome assembly. NCBI's taxonomy places the organism in Eukaryota, Fungi, Ascomycota, Pezizomycetes, Pezizales, Tuberaceae.